AUGUUAAAUAUGGUGGGGUUAAUUGAGGCCUUUCGGGCCAGCCAAAAUAUCGGUCAUAAUGAUUUGUAUAACCAACUAGUAAAUGACCAUCAAAUUAUAGAGACAACUUGGCAAAAUUAUAUUAUCAAUUCUCCGCCGGCUAAUUUAGGGCAGCGGAAAUUAAAUACUUUAAAUGCCUUAGCAGAACGAAUUAUUGCUGCUAACCCGCUAACUAACCAAAACCAAGUAAAUAAUUUGAAAACUCAAUUGAACCAAGAAAAACAGGCCCAUCAACAAACCAAAAAUAAAUUGUUAAAACUGGAAAAAGAACCAAAUGGUACUUUGGAAAAAUUAAUUCAAACCAUUAAGGAGUUAAUUAAUAAGCCUGAUUUACAAGGGACUUUGACGGCGGCUCAACAAAAAAUUAUUGAGUUAGAAAAAGAGUUAAAAGAUAAAGAAAAUAUUCCCUUUGGAGAGGACUUAGAAAACAUUAAAGAUAUUGAUUUAAGAGAAUUAGAAAGGAUUUUGAAGAUUAAGUUAUCGGCCGAAAUUGUUCGCCAAAUGCGACAAGUUGCUAAUUAUCAACAAUGGGCUGAAAUUCGGAAUACCGAAAUAGCCAACUAUCUUAACGGCCUUCAAAAUAGCCUAUUAGUAGCCAGUUUGCUAGCCAUUGGAGGAAAAUCUCUGACGACUGCCUCAAAGACGCCCAAAAUUGCACCUAUUUCACCACAAAAAAUGAAUGUGGUAGCGGGAAUAAUCCGCAAAAAAAAAUUGGAUUAUUCCUUAAAAGUUUUGGAAUUUUUGCCUAAAAAAGGGGGUCGGAUACUAUAUAAAUUAUUAGCAGGAGCCGCAAAAAGUUUAGAAAAAAGUCAGGAACAACCAGCCAAUUUCUAUCUCCAAAAAGUAGAA
Molecule: messenger RNA, 888 nt
Organism: Racocetra persica
Lineage: Eukaryota; Fungi; Glomeromycota; Glomeromycetes; Diversisporales; Gigasporaceae
Source: the annotation of a GenBank genome assembly